Molecule: messenger RNA, 2978 nt
Organism: Haemorhous mexicanus (house finch)
Lineage: Eukaryota; Metazoa; Chordata; Aves; Passeriformes; Fringillidae
Gene: SLC39A3
Product: solute carrier family 39 member 3
Exons: 4
Coding region: 295-1236 (313 amino acids)
Biological process (GO): zinc ion transmembrane transport
Cellular component (GO): plasma membrane
Molecular function (GO): zinc ion transmembrane transporter activity
Source: RefSeq, a predicted model, not a curated record
GCCAAUGGGAGCGUGCCGUGGGCGGGCGCGUGCGGGCGGCCGGGCCGGGAGCAAGCGGGGCCGGUCAGCCCUGCCUGCUUUAUAUAAUAUUUUUCAUCGCUUGGAUGCUUCAUUUUGAGCCACUAACCCGAGCAGGAGCUGAGCUGAUCCCUUGGUGCUGCAGUUUUGGGGCUGGGGACACGGCCCAGGUGUGCAGGAGGAGCAGGCAGCCUCUCUCCCUGAGGCCCAUCCAGGCUGAUGCCCCCGCUCUGAGCACAUCCAGAGGGUCCCCACGGGGGCUGCAUCCCGGGCAGGAUGAGGAUCGUGGUGGCCAAGGUGCUGUGCCUGCUGGGCAUCUGUGUGCUGGUGCUGGCCGGGGCCCUGCUGCCCGUCAGGCUCAUGGAGGCCGACCACGAGAAGGCUCAGCGCUCCCGCCGCCUCCUGGCGCUCUGGAACGCCUUCGGGGGCGGCGUCUUCCUGGCCACGUGCUUCAACGCCCUCCUCCCCGCCGUCAGAGGGAAGCUCGAUGAGGUGCUCAGGCAGAACAACGUGACCACGGACUACCCGGUAGCCGAGACCAUCAUGAUGGUCGGCUUCUUCCUGUCGGUCUUCGUGGACCAGCUCUUCCUGACCUUCCAGAAGGAGAAGCCCUCCUUCAUCGACCUGGAGACCUUCAACGCGGGCUCGGACGCGGGCAGCGACUCGGAGUACGAGAGCCCCUUCAUGGCGUCGCCGCGCGGGCGCGCGCUCUACGGGGAGCACGGCCUGCACUCGCACGGCCUGCACCUCCCCGAGCUGGCCCGCUGCGGCCCCCGCCGCCUGCUGGGGCUGGUCUUCGCCCUCUGCACCCACUCCAUCUUCGAGGGCCUGGCCCUGGGCCUGCAGGAGGAUGGAGGCAGAGUGGUCAGCUUGUUCCUGGGAGUGGCCGUGCACGAGACGCUGGUGGCCGUGGCCUUGGGCAUCAGCAUGGCCAAGGCCUCGCUGCCGCUGAGGGAGGCGGCCAAGCUGGCGGUGGCCGUGUGCCUGAUGAUCCCGCUGGGAAUCGGAGUGGGGAUGGGCAUCGAGAGCAGCCGCAACGCCGCGGGCAGCAUCGCCUCCCUGCUGCUGCAGGGCAUCGCCGGCGGCACCUUCCUCUUCGUCACCUUCUUCGAGAUCCUGGCCAAGGAGCUGGAGGAUAAAAGCCACCGGCUGCUCAAGGUGCUGUGCUUGGUGCUGGGCUAUGCCGCGCUGGCCGGGCUGGUGCUCGUCCCGUGGUGAGCCGGGAGCCUCAGGAAGCCAAGGGAGCAAAACCUCACCUCUCCCCUCCCACGGCGCCGGGAGGAGCCGCCCCUUUCACCGCUGGAACGGCCCAACCCGGGCGGAGUUUCCAUGAUGACCUGGAGGAGGAGAAUCUCUUCCCGUGUGCUCAGAGUGAGGAAUAUCCCGAGGGAUUGUCCCUGCCCCCGGGGCUGCAGGGAUUAGCGGACACAAACGUUCAGGAUCUGGGUAAAUUCUGCUUCCAGGAGCUCCUCGAAUGUGUGUGUGUCUCCCUCCUUCCCUUCGGCCAAGCUCCGGAGGCUCCGAGGAGGUGAGGAACAAACAGGAGUGGAGGCAGAGCAGGUGGGAGCAGGGAUUGCCAGGCUGCACUAAGCUGCUUUCGCUGGCUUAGUUGGGAGUAAAACCUGGUUGUAAGAGCUGCCAAAAAUAACAUCCCUGUGGGGCUCUGGCCUUCCAGGCCCUGCUGCCUCCACACAGCUUCCAGUGCCCUGCCUGGGGCUUGGGGAGCUCAGCUUUUCCAGGGAUUCAUGAGAGAAAUGAGGCCAGGCCCCUCUACCCUCCUUCCUUCUCGGCAUUGUACCCAUAGGCUGAGCAUUCCCUAAGGAAAACCUCUGAAAAUCAGAGAUGAAUCCCAGGAUGGUUUGAGUUGGGGAGGACCUUAAAGCCUGUCCAGUGCCACGGGCAGGGACACCUUGCACUGUCCCAGCGUGCUCCAAGCCCCAUCCAGCCUGACCUUGGACACUUCCAGGGAUGCAGCAGAUCCUCGCGUUAUCCAGAGCCCGGGAUCCGUGAGCUUGCAGGAAACGGGCAGUAACAAUUUCCAGCACUGAUAUUUUGGGGCAAACUCUUGUGUUUUCAGUGCUCUGCAGUCAGAGGGGUUGAGCAGUUCCCAUCAGGGGCUGCUCCAAAGCUCUUCCAGGUUUCCAAAGGAAUGGAAUCACCUCCCUGGGGGGAGGAGUGGAGGCGAUGCUCCCAGCAGCCGCGGAGCCCCUGGGAAGCUCCGUGCGCCGCUGAUCCCGCUGGAUUUGCCUGUGGGAGCGAGGAGCUGGGAUCAGAGGCUGGAGCUGGGAAUGUGCUCCCCCCCAGCUGUGAAACACAGCCUGGCUCAGGCAGGGGCUGCAUUUUAAUUACCCGGAGCCUUUGCUCCUGCAGCAGCUUCGCCGGGCCCCUGGAAGCGCUGAUGGAAUUAUAAGGAUGGCGCAGUGCCGGCAGCGGGAAGGAGGCGCGGAGCCUCCGCGGUGGCCCAGCUGCAGCAUAUGGAGGCAGCUGAGCAUCAUCUGACAGAUCCUGGGGCUCGUUAGUUUAAUUGCUGCAACAUCCCCGAGUCAAUUAAUCUUCCUUUGAAAACCUGGAGUGGAGGGGGGGGGGCGGAGGGAGGUUAUUUUGGGCCUGGCAUGACACAAAGCAGCAGGAUGAGGAGAACGUGAUUUGCCUCGGUGUGGUGAAGCCUCGGGGCUGUUUCACCUCUCCUGGGGAGUGACCUCUCUCCUGGGGGGGAUGAGGGGGAAGAGGUGACACGGUGCUGAGUGUCCCCUGUUGGGCUGUCACCUCCGUUUCACACCCUCCUCCUCCUGCUGCAGUUUGCGAUCGGGGGCGGGGGCUGUGAAGUGCCAAGGGCUGCUGAGCUCCCCCAUCCUCAUCCCGCUGCCCUGGGGGGGUUCAUCCACAGGAUCAUCCCGUGCUCCAGGGUGGAGGAGGAGGAGGAGGCCCUGCUGCUCCCAAUAAAUUCCCUGCCCUUCUCC